Molecule: messenger RNA, 1528 nt
Organism: Helianthus annuus (common sunflower)
Lineage: Eukaryota; Viridiplantae; Streptophyta; Magnoliopsida; Asterales; Asteraceae
Product: putative receptor-like protein kinase At4g00960
Exons: 6
Coding region: 106-1353 (415 amino acids)
Biological process (GO): protein phosphorylation
Molecular function (GO): ATP binding; protein kinase activity
Source: RefSeq, a predicted model, not a curated record
CAAAAAAAAUUAUUUUAAAACACCUAUCGAUUCAAAGAAUCACAAGCUUCUUUUUUAUUCAAUUUUUGGUCGUUAAUGGAGUCCUCAACUUAACACCACCACAGCAUGAGCAAAUCUAACUUCUUUCGUAACAUCAUUAAACCCUUUCAUUCUAGUUCAAAAAAAGAAAGUCAAGAAGAAGAGUUGGGGAAUAUUACUGCUCAUGAUCAGAAAGUUUUCAGCUUUGAAACCCUAGUUUCUGCAACUAGAAAUUUUCAUCCUGAUAAUAAGCUUGGUCAAGGGGGUUUUGGCCCUGUUUUUAAGGGGACGUUGGACAGAGGGGUGCAGAUUGCUGUGAAGAAGUUGGCACACACUUCGAAUCAGGGGAAAAGGGAGUUUGUAAAUGAAGCCAAAUUACUGGCGCGUGUACAACAUCGUAAUGUUGUGAGCUUGUUAGGGUAUUGUGUGGCUCCGGAGAAGCUCUUGGUGUAUGAAUAUGUACCUAACGAGAGCUUAGACAAGCUUCUUUUCAAAUCUAGAACACGUGACACGUUGGAUUGGAAACGCAGAUAUGACAUCAUUUGUGGUGUAGCACGAGGCUUGUCUUACCUUCAUGAGGAUGCACACGAUUGCAUCAUCCAUAGAGAUAUAAAAGCUAGUAACAUUUUGUUAGACGAAAAUUGGGUACCCAAAAUAGCUGAUUUUGGCAUGGCUAAGCUCUACCCUGAAGACCAAACUCAUGUGCAUACUCGUGUAGCGGGUACCAAUGGUUAUAUGGCGCCUGAGUAUGUCAUGCAUGGGAAUUUAUCCAUCAAGGCUGAUGUAUAUAGCUUCGGUGUGGUGGUUCUAGAGCUCCUUAGUGGUCAAAAGAACUUUACUUUUGACCUUGACCCCGAGUGUGUAAAUCUUCUUGAUUGGGCAUAUAAAAUGUACAAGAAGGGCAAAGGGCUUGAAAUAUUGGAGCCAAUAUUGGCCUCUACCGCGGUCCCUGAUCAAGUAGCCACUUGUAUAAAAAUCGGAUUGCUAUGCACCCAAUUCGAUCACACUGCACGGCCCACAAUGAGCCGAGUGGCGCUGAUGCUAUCCAGGAAGCCAGGCACGCUCGACGAACCGACACCGCCCGGAUUUCUAGGUUCAAGACCCAGAAGGUCUCGUGCGUCUGCCACGUCAUCCUCUUCAGACGGGAUGUCUAGAGGGACAAAUUCUCAAUCUAGGUCCUCCACCACCUCUAGAAACCCUACCGCAUCCACAACAGCCCCUCGUACUCCAGCGCGGCAUGCGAGUUCAACUUCUGAUCCUCACCGUAGGCAUCGUGGUUCGACGUCUGCAGGUCCGGUGUCCGAUCCUUAUGGUAAACGGCCAAUGCGAGAGUAGAUUGUUAUGGUACAAUGUAGGAAGCUAUUGAUUAUUCUUUUUGUACAGAUUACUAGUGUAGAUUUUGGGAGAUAGAUGUAAAGUAUAUUAGGCUGAGGAUGCUACUUUUCUUCCAAUAUCAUGAGGAUUGUAAAAAGAUUAAAGGGCAUAAAAAAGGUUAUUAGUUUUGAGUGAA